Penicillium atrosanguineum is the source of this 582-nucleotide messenger RNA. RefSeq names its product 3-hydroxyanthranilate 3,4-dioxygenase. Gene Ontology annotation, cellular component: cytoplasm. The record is from RefSeq and is a predicted model, not a curated record. The transcript is spliced from 2 exons. The coding region runs from base 1 to 582 and encodes 193 amino acids. Gene Ontology annotation, biological process: quinolinate metabolic process; 'de novo' NAD+ biosynthetic process from L-tryptophan. Lineage: Eukaryota; Fungi; Ascomycota; Eurotiomycetes; Eurotiales; Aspergillaceae. Gene Ontology annotation, molecular function: 3-hydroxyanthranilate 3,4-dioxygenase activity; iron ion binding.
AUGAUGCUUCCCCCCGCACUGAACAUCCCAAAAUGGCUCGAGGCCAACUCACACCUUCUGCAACCGCCGGUGAAUAACUAUUGCGUCUACCAUCCGUCAUCACCGGCAACAGCCGGAUACACGGUCAUGAUUGUCGGCGGACCCAACGCGCGAACAGACUACCACAUCAACACCACACCCGAGUUCUUUUAUCAAUACCGGGGCUCAAUGCUUCUCAAGACAGUAGACACAUCGACGACACCGCCUACAUUUCAGGACAUUCCUAUUCACGAGGGCUCGAUUUUCCUGCUCCCGGCGAACACGCCACACUGCCCAGUGCGGUUUAAGGAUACAGUUGGUGUGGUGAUGGAACAGCCAAGGGCACAGGGGUCAGAGGAUAUUAUGAGGUGGUAUUGCAGAAAGUGUAGUGGGGUUGUAUGGGAGAAGCACUUCUUGUGUACAGACCUGGGGACGCAGGUUAAGGCUGUUGUGGAGGAGUUCGGUGCUGAUGAGGAAAAAAGGCGAUGCAAGGCGUGUGGGGAGAUUGCGGCAACCAGGUACGCGGAAGGGGAGUUGGUGCAACCUCCUUUAUGCCCUGAGUAA